Theileria orientalis strain Shintoku is the source of this 1002-nucleotide messenger RNA. RefSeq lists its product as hypothetical. The transcript is spliced from 2 exons. The coding region runs from base 1 to 1002 and encodes 333 amino acids. NCBI's taxonomy places the organism in Eukaryota, Apicomplexa, Aconoidasida, Piroplasmida, Theileriidae. The record is from RefSeq and is a predicted model, not a curated record.
AUGGCUGCAAUCAAUUUCGAAUUCAAAAAGGGAGUCUAUAUCAUUGGAAGACAAGAAAUUAGCGUGAUGGACAAGGACUGCGGAGAACUCGGAAACUAUCAUAUGUACAUACACGCGUUCAAAAAGCCGCACCCUAUGGGAGAACUGGAGAUCAGGAAUAAAAGCGAGACCGUGCUCCUGUACCUGACGGAGGACUACGAAACGAACCACAUUCUCUUUCUGGCCUUCUACGUCAGCAACAACAACCCUGAAAGGCCGCUGACAGUCCAAAUCUGGAGGAGCGACCACAGCGCGAGAAUGUACAGCUACUCGGAAAUGCUGGAAAAAAGCUACAGCGAGAUCUCGAAGCUGCGCGAGCUGAGCAGAGACCUGGCGAAGGAGCUGAAGGACGAGCUUUACAAAAUUGGAGGCAGAAUAACGUUCAUGGUGGACAAGGGGGAGGACUACAAGGACGUGAAGGUGAAGAAGGAGCCGGCAGAGGACAAGAGCUUUGUGAAGAUCACGCACUCGCCGCAGUGCGAGUUCAAGUCGUCGACGCUGAGGUGCUCGAGCCAGUGCGACCUGCUGAACUACAUGACGAGCGACUACAACUCGAAGACGCUUAAGGGGAUAGUGGUGUACUUCCACCUCAGCGACGUCAAGCUCAGGGUGCCUCUGCUGGUGUCGAUCCAGGCGACGAAGAGGGAGAACACGCCGUAUAUGGAGCACUGGGCGUACGACGGCAUGGACGGGCUGAAGAAGAUGUACUCGAUCAUGGGAAGCCGUGAGGAUCCAAUAGUGGACGUGAGAGCAGUCUACUACUCACACGAGAACCAGUGUAGCAGACAGGUGAGCUUCAAAGGGGACUCGAGAAUCUACAUCGUCGAGACGAGGAAAAACAAAGGAAGCCUGGCCGGGGUAGUGCUCAUGGUCUUGGUGAGCUUCAUAACAAUAGGAGGCAUAGUGGCAGUCUCAGCGUACAAAUACUACAAGAGAUACGGAGGGUACCACGGUAGUCGGUGA